This is a messenger RNA of Microthlaspi erraticum, 558 nucleotides long. NCBI's taxonomy places the organism in Eukaryota, Viridiplantae, Streptophyta, Magnoliopsida, Brassicales, Brassicaceae. The record is from the annotation of a GenBank genome assembly.
AUGUUGACUUCGCUAAAGUUCAGUGAUUCUUUAGGCUUUUGUGUGAAGCUGGGUGUUCAGAAGAAAGCUUUAGUGGAUCAUAGUAGUUUCUUUGCUAAGAAACUCGCUGCGAAAGACUCGGUUUUCGCUUGUCUUGAGAUUGAGAGCUGUGAAGACGCAGAGAUAUACGUUGAGACUAUUGGUCUUAUGUAUUAUAAAGAAAUGAAUCAACGUCUCAUGAAACAGAACGUAAGCAGAGUCCUUCGUGUCCUCAAGGUUCUUGGUUUCAGUUCAUGUAUUCAAUCUUAUUUGGAUUACUUAGAAGCUGUGCCAUGGGUUGGAGAAGAAGAAGAAGAGAAAAGUGAUCUCAUCGAUUCUCAGAUUGAAAACCGAAGGAGUGUUGGUGUUGUCACCACUCCUGUGCUCAAAAGAAUUGCUUUCAGUGCUGCUGAUCCACCAAAAGAGACGCUCUCUCGCAUCAUCGAGCUUGUUCUAAGAAGCAAAGAGGAGAAGAGUCGAGAGAUGAAAACUAUCGUCCUGAAGCUUCUUCUCAGGGACCAGAAUGGAGCCAAUGUAUAG